Molecule: messenger RNA, 1846 nt
Organism: Acanthopagrus latus (yellowfin seabream)
Lineage: Eukaryota; Metazoa; Chordata; Actinopteri; Spariformes; Sparidae
Gene: aire
Product: autoimmune regulator
Exons: 13
Coding region: 79-1608 (509 amino acids)
Biological process (GO): humoral immune response; regulation of transcription by RNA polymerase II; negative regulation of DNA-templated transcription
Cellular component (GO): nucleus; cytoplasm
Molecular function (GO): translation regulator activity; DNA-binding transcription factor activity, RNA polymerase II-specific; DNA binding
Source: RefSeq, a predicted model, not a curated record
CCAAAACACCACUGGUAUGAUCUCAGGUGCUCCCAGGUUCUGGGUCACUUUGAAUCUCAUUCACGCCCGAAGCACAUCAUGUCCAUUGUGGAAGCUUUUAGGGACACGAACCUUCGCUCUCUGCUGAGGGAGCUGCGGACCGACAUCGCCAUGGCUGUAGGCGACCCUUUCCCUCUCGUCUACGGUCUGGCAGACAAAAACAUCAUCAGUGACCAGCUGCUGAAGGACACUUUGGAAAGGGAGGGCAGAGAAGGGAUCCACAAGGCCAUGUACUCUCUCCUGUCCUGGCUGUUGGAGCAGAGCAGAACCACCAUCCAGGCUUUCUGGAGCAACUUGUCCAAAGACUACAACCUGGACAGCUACCCCAAACUGCAGGCGCUGCUCACUAAACUGCACUCGAGACGGGUUGCUGCAGGUUCCCGAGGUGAGAAGAGAUCCUCUGGAGGCCAUAAAUCACCUCACAGCAAGAAGAGGAGCCACGACGACAGAGUGACAAACUCACGCGAUCAGCAGCCGCAGUAUCAUGCCAAGACAAGCGACGGACCAGGUGGCAAAGUGAAGCUCUACAGAGUGAAGAGUGAAGCUCCAGCCCCACCGCUCACAUCUGGAAACAGUGUUCAGCCGGUGUCCUCCUCAGUGCAGAUUCCAGUCACUCUGUCUUCCUCCACCUCGUCCUCCUCUUCCUCGGCUAAGCAGCCUGUCAGCGAUGAGGCCAGAGAGAAGCUCCUUAUCAAGCAGGUGUUUGGCUCAGAUGAUAAGUCACUAGGAAGUGCCAGAAAGUGCAUAAAAGUCGGCGGGGAGUUUUACUCCUGUCGUCAGUCAGAGGAGACAAAUGAAGCGUCCAAGUCCAACGCUGCCACGAAGACGUUUCACCACAGGGGGGAGACAACCACAGACAUGGUUCAUUAUAAUGAUGAUGAGUGUGCGGUGUGUAAGGACGGAGGGGAGCUGAUCUGUUGUGACGGCUGUCCUCGAGCUUUUCACCUGACCUGCCUGGACCCUCCACUCACAUCCAUACCAAGUGGUCCCUGGCAGUGUGAGUGGUGCAGUGGCAACAGAGUGAAAACCGAGUCGGCCCAACUACCUUUACAACCCCUCAUUGCCCAGUCUCAGCAAACAAACACCAGUGACUCCAUCACAGACGUCUCUUUCUUCUCCUCGCUGUCAUCCUCGUCUCUCACGGGCGCCACACCUUCUAUAAAUGGGACCAGUGGCAGAAACCAGUGCUCGGGUGGAGAGCUGGUCAGUGUGAGGGAGGUGUGUGGUGUUUGUCACCUCGCGGGAGGAGACCUGACUCACUGUCUUCAGUGUUUGGGGCGUUUCCACGCACACUGCCACUUCUCCAGAGGCCGAUCCGUCUGCCUGUCCUGCUCCAGGCCCUGGGGCGGCUCUGCGGAGAAGGAGGCUGAAUCCCGAGGCUUACAGCUCGCCCCAGUGCUUCAAAACACACUGGGUCACGAUCAGAGCUCCUCCGUCCCCGAGCCCGUCCUCCAUAAAGAUGAGCUGGACUCCAUCCUGGGAGACCAGGGCUCCAUCGAUGGCAUCUUGCAGUGGGCGUUCCACAACAUCGCUCGGCCUCUUCCAGACUCUCAAGGAUGCUACCAGUGACAGAGGGACAGAGGAUCGGUCCCGUUCGAGCUCAGACAUGGCUAAUCAAACAGAGAUCCCUGAAGUGGGGAUUAUUUUUCUCAUUUCAUGCUGUAUCUAAAUGAAACGACUAGUAGUGGUCGGUAUUAGAUUGAACGUGGAACUAUUUAUUUUCAUUUUAGAUUUUUGCAAAUUUUGAGACUGAUGGUCUUCAUGUACAAACUGAAAAAUUGAUUGUGAUUUUAGAAGUGAUUUUACA